Megalopta genalis is the source of this 2213-nucleotide messenger RNA. The record is from RefSeq and is a predicted model, not a curated record. NCBI's taxonomy places the organism in Eukaryota, Metazoa, Arthropoda, Insecta, Hymenoptera, Halictidae.
AGCUCGGUUCAGUCGAGCCAGCGCCGUGACCGGAGUUGGAAUAGUGGCUGGAGAGAUCUGUGUGCUCGAGUAGGCAGGCGUAACAGCUCGACCUGCAGGUUCUAGUCGGGCCCGAGUCACGCGUUCGCGAGUCAAAAUUUAAUCAGGCUGGUUGACACGAGAGUUAGAGGUUAUUCGGCCCGCGAGCCUUCCGUUCUCCCGUUAUCGCGUGCGCCGUUACACACUCGUCUCUCUUUCUCUCUCGGUCUCGGUCUCGCUCUCGAUUUCGCUCUCGUUCUCUCUCUUCGUUUCUCGCCCGUGACACAUACACGCGCGUACACAGAGAGACGUACAUAGGCGUACACAGGCGCGCACACACGCGUACACAGUUCGGACCGUUUCGUCGUCGUCGAGAGAGAGAGAAGCACGUCCGUCGAUUCUCGAUUGUCGUUCCGUACGGCCGUCGCCGUAAUCGACUGUCCGCGCGAAGGCCUGUUUCGUCUCUCGCGGUGAACACACGACGUCAGUGAAAAUGCGGUAGUGACAGUGAGUAGUUUACCGUCCGAGGACUGCGGGGAACAAGGGAAUACAAUAUCCCUGGUUACGUUUCGCAGGCGCGAGGACGCCACAAGUUUGCCGGAGAGAAAAUCGAAGUGAGAGGGGAAAUAUUUUCGGGAGAGGCUUCUCGGACGGUCAGGCCCCUCGGAAAAAAAAGAAAAAAAAACAGCGGAAGUUAUGAGGAGCUCGUGUGUUCGAGGAACAGGAAUUUACGCGCAUGUGUCCAGUGGGAUUUAGUGCCGGCGAUAAAGCGUUCUUUCCAGAUCUGGAUACUUUGCUCUCGACACCUACCGAACCUGGAUUAUCUCAUGUCAGGAUGGCGCUGGCGCGACUUGCGGUGAGCGACUGUGCGCCUCAAACAUCGCGGGUCAGCUCGAACUUGCACAGCAGCAGUAGUAUGGCAGUAAGCCGCGUACCGAGCCCUCCACCGCCGGAAGUGAACACCCCUGUGGCCGAGAAUUGGUGUUACACGCAGGUCUUGUGUGCACAGGUGAAGGUGGUGAAGUUCAGCUACAUGUGGACGAUAAAUAACUUCAGCUUCUGCCGGGAGGAGAUGGGAGAGGUGCUGAAGUCGUCCACCUUCUCGGCGGGGGCCAACGACAAACUAAAAUGGUGCCUAAGAGUGAAUCCUAAGGGUCUGGACGAGGAGAGCAAAGACUACCUGUCCCUGUACCUCCUUCUCGUCUCGUGCAACAAAUCAGAAGUCAGAGCAAAGUUCAAAUUUUCUAUCCUUAAUGCCAAAAGAGAGGAAACCAAAGCAAUGGAGAGCCAGCGCGCAUACAGGUUCGUCCAAGGUAAAGAUUGGGGCUUCAAGAAGUUUAUUAGGAGAGACUUCCUGCUGGACGAGGCCAACGGUCUCCUGCCCGACGACAAACUCACGAUAUUCUGUGAGGUAUAUACCUUUGUCAGCGUGGUGGCAGACAGCGUCAACAUUUCCGGUCAGAGCAACACUAUUCAAUUCAAGGUGCCGGAGUGCCGGUUGCCCGACGACCUCGGCCUCCUCUUUGAAAACCAAAAAUUCAGCGACGUCACGCUGACGGUCUGCGGGAGAGAGUUUCAGGCGCACAAAGCUAUACUCGCAGCUCGAAGUCCAGUGUUCUCGGCGAUGUUCGAGCACGAGAUGGAGGAGAGGAAGCAGAAUCGCGUCGACAUCACCGAUGUGGACCACGAGGUAUUGCGCGAGAUGCUGCGGUUCAUUUAUACGGGAAAGGCGGCGAAUCUGGAGAAGAUGGCGGACGAUUUGCUGGCGGCGGCGGACAAGUACGCGCUGGAGAGGCUGAAGGUAAUGUGCGAGGAAGCUCUUUGCACGAGUUUAGCCAUCGAGAACGCGGCCGACAUCCUCAUUCUAGCCGAUCUUCAUAGCGCCGAUCAACUGAAGGCGCAAGCCAUAGACUUCAUUAACACACACGCGACAGACGUGAUGGAUACGGCUGGUUUUAAAUCGAUGGUGAACUCGCAUCCACACCUGAUAGCGGAGGCGUUUCGAGCACUCGCCACCCAACAGAUUCCGCCGAUCGGUCCGCCUAGGAAGCGAGUCAAACAAAGCUGAAAACAGUCACCGUUGACACCGGGCACGACCUCCACAUCGCCCCCGCCUAUUCUGCAUCCCUCAUGAGAAACUUUUUUUCUGUACAGUGAUACAAAGUAGUGUUCUAAAUAAAUGUUUCCUAGUGCGA